Heterocephalus glaber (naked mole-rat) is the source of this 4403-nucleotide messenger RNA. RefSeq names its product leucine zipper and EF-hand containing transmembrane protein 1 (gene Letm1). NCBI's taxonomy places the organism in Eukaryota, Metazoa, Chordata, Mammalia, Rodentia, Bathyergidae. The record is from RefSeq and is a predicted model, not a curated record. Gene Ontology annotation, biological process: intracellular monoatomic cation homeostasis. Gene Ontology annotation, molecular function: ribosome binding; calcium ion binding. Gene Ontology annotation, cellular component: mitochondrial inner membrane.
GGCCUAGGCGCUGCCUGGACGGCGAGGAGCCGCGGAGCAGGGCAAGAAAGUGGCCGCAGCCGGAAGCCGUCGCGGCCGGCGCAUGGCGUCCAUCUUGCUGAGGAGCUGUCGCGGUCGGGCGCCCGUCCGCCUCCCGCCGCCCGGCUCCGCCGCCCCGCGGGGUAGUCUGGGGUAUGGAGCGUGUCUCAGGUGUACCGGCACUGUGGGGUUGAUAAGCCGAGUGACUGUCCCCUCUGGCUGCUGUGCCCCGGCCCACCCUUUGUACCUGUACCUCAGAGUGGAGCCCUGUGGCCACUGGACACUGAGGCCUGAGCGCCUGUGUAUGGUGGCAGGAGCACCAUGGACUCCCACUGCAGUGGGUGUGGUUGUCGGGGGGCCCAGGUACCUUCCUGUGCGUGGCUGGCAUUCGUCACCCUGUCUCAGCGAUGACUCUGUGGUGGAGAAGUCCCUCAAGUCCCUGAAGGACAAGAACAAAAAGCUGGAGGAGGGCGGCCCCGUGUACAGCCCAGCGGCCCCGGUGGCAGUGAAGAAGUCCCUGGGGCAGAGGGUGCUGGACGAGCUCAAGCACUACUACCACGGCUUCCGCCUGCUGUGGAUCGACACCAAGAUCGCCGCACGCAUGCUCUGGCGCAUCCUGCACGGCCACGCACUGACCCGCCGGGAGCGUAGACAGUUCCUCCGCAUCUGUGCCGACCUCUUCCGCCUGGUGCCUUUCCUGGUCUUCGUGGUGGUCCCCUUCAUGGAGUUCCUGCUGCCUGUGGCCGUGAAGCUCUUUCCCAACAUGCUGCCGUCCACGUUUGAGACCCAGUCCAUCAAGGAAGAGAGGCUGAAGAAGGAGCUGCGGGUCAAGCUGGAGCUGGCCAAGUUCCUCCAGGACACCAUCGAGGAGAUGGCACUGAAGAACAAGGCGGCCAAGGGCAGCGCCACCCAGGACUUCUCCGUGUUCUUCCAGAAGAUCCGUGAGACGGGGGAGAGGCCCAGCAACGAGGAAAUCAUGCGCUUCUCCAAGCUGUUCGAGGAUGAGCUGACCCUGGACAACCUCACGCGGCCGCAGCUGGUGGCGCUGUGCAAGCUGCUGGAGCUGCAGUCCAUUGGCACCAACAACUUCCUGCGCUUCCAGCUCACUAUGCGGCUGCGGUCCAUAAAGGCCGAUGACAAGCUGAUCGCUGAGGAAGGGGUGGACAGCCUGAAUGUCAAGGAGCUGCAAGCGGCAUGCCGGGCACGGGGCAUGCGGGCCCUUGGCGUCACCGAGGACCGGCUGCGAAGCCAGCUGAAGCAGUGGUUGGACCUGCACCUGCACCAGGAGGUGCCCACAUCGCUGCUCGUGUUAUCUCGGGCCAUGUAUCUCCCCGACACUCUCUCACCUGCUGACCAGCUCAAGUCUACGCUCCAGACCCUCCCGGAGAUUGUGGCCAAGGAGGCCCAGGUGAAAGCAGCCGAGGUGGAAGGCGAGCAGGUGGACAACAAGGCCAAGCUAGAGGCCACACUGCAGGAGGAGGCCGCCAUCCGGCAGGAGCACCACGAGAAGGAGCUGCAGCGGGCCGCAGAGGUGGAGGCGGCGAAGGGCGCUGAGCUAGAAGGUGUGGGUGCCACCACCCCUGAGAAGCCUGUGGCCGAGCUGCGACCGGAGAUGCCUGAUGUGAUCCUGCCCUCUGAGGCCCUGAAGGACACUGCCCCUGUGCUGGAGGGCUUGAAGGAAGAGGAAAUAACUAAGGAGGAAAUAGAUGUCCUGAGCGAUGCCUGCUCCAAGUUGAAGGAGCAGAAGAAGUCGCUGACCAAGGAGAAGGAGGAGCUGGAGCUGCUGAAGGAGGACGUCCAGGACUACAGUGAGGACUUGCGAGAGAUCAAGAGGGAGCUUUCCAAGACUGGUGAGGACAAGCUCGUGGAGGAAUCGAAAGCCAGCAAGAGGCUGACACAGCGGGUGCAGCAGAUGAUCGGCCAGAUCGAUGGGCUCAUCGCGCAGCUGGAGGCGGGCCAGCAGACUGGCAGGCUGGGCCCAGACGAGAGCGCGCCCGGGGGGGAGAACGUCAUCAGUGUCACGGAGCUCAUCAGUGCCAUGAAACAAAUCAAGCACAUUCCAGAAAACAAGCUGGUCAGCUUGGCCUCUGCACUAGAUGAAAAUAAGGACGGCAAGAUCAACAUCGACGACCUUGUCAAGGUGAUCGAGCUGGUAGACAAAGAAGACAUACACAUCUCCACCAGCCAGGUGGCUGAGAUUGUGGCCACACUGGAGAAGGAAGAGAAGGUGGGGGAGCAGGAGAAGGCCAAGGAGAAGGCCGAGAAGGAGGCGGCAGAGGUGCAGAACUAGGCCUGCGGCCCCGCCACACCUCUGCCUGCCGCACCGUCGUGGUGGAAAUGACGUGAGAGUGACUGCUUUGAGGUGAUUCUGUGGCGAUUCUAAUAUUUGGUCUAGAAUAAAUCAGAAACUUCUGUAACCGAGUAAUUUUAAUUUUCAUCAUUCCACAAAGACUCAGUCUGGAUUCCUAGGAGCCUCCGGGAACCGUGACUGGACCGGCACCGUGGUGUGCUGCUGAGUGGCCCAGAGAUGGCUUGUUCGGCCAGGCUGGGCAGGAAGGCGCCUGGGAGGAAGGUGAGGACUGUGGAGCUGAUGCCAGGUGGAGCCGGCCAGAUGUGCCACCCCACAGACACCGCAGAAAGCCCCAGGCUCUGAGGAUUGCUCCUGCAUCCAGUCUGCGGAUGCUGGUUCUGAACUGUCCAUGGCAGUGUCUGUCUGCGCAUGUUUGCUGGGCCAUGUCCUUGACCUCUCCGUGCCUCGCCCUAACAGCACGGUGUCUCCCGUGGAUCCCGUUGUGUCUACUGGAACUCUUUCUUGAUUUACUUUUGAUCUGCACCUAAUUCAUUAACUAAUCUUCAUAAUGACGGUCUGCCUGACUCUUGAGUAGCAUCUGACACAAGUCCGGAUUGAGGCCUCGAGUCUGGGCCUGAGGUGCUCCACACUGGAUGAUGCAAAAUGCUGCCUUCCUGCCCAGUCACGCCCCAGUCCCCCACGCCCCGCCAGCACCCCAGGGCCCUGCGUGGCUUCUCCCCCUGAGGUGAACCCACCGGGCGCCGCCCCUACAUGGCCUUACCCCAGUCCUGGAGACCAGCUGGUCCUCCCCGGAGAGAGAAAGGGUCAUGUGGACGUGGCCUCCCCACAGGCUCAGCCGGGCCACCGACACCCCAUUUGCCUAGGCCCUCUGAGUCAGCAGCUCCCUGGGGAGUGGCCAGGGCCUUUCUCCCUGGUGGCAGGCAGGUGGUCCCUUGGGGCCACAUUGGUCACCAGCAGGAGUGUCCUGUGAAGACUCAGCCACAGGCCUGCAGAAGGCACAGGAAUGGAGCCAAGAGCGCUGCCCUCGAAGGGAGGGAGAACCCUCUCAGUUACUUGAAGCUUCUUGCCACCCAGGGGAGUGCUCGCCAAGUAGGAAUGAGGUGGUACAUGCCGCAGGGCUGAUUGCAUUCCCAUCCUGUGGGGAGGGCACGUGUCAUGGCUCUGAGGCCACCAGCCCUGCCUUCCUUGGCAGCUCAGCCCCCGGCUGUCCCAGUGAACUCACUUCUGAGAACAGGCCUGCGGGUACCCAGUGUGUCCCACACAGGCCUGUCACCAAGUCCUGCUCGGGUCUGCAGCAUCGUCUCAGGGCUGGGCUCGCCCUCCACGUACCACAGGGCUUGGUGGCACGUGGCGGGAGGGCUGAGUAGUUUUAGGGAGUUUUCCUCACACUGCGUUUUCCCCAUGCUGUAUGUUGCUAUACUGACCCUAAUUUACUGCUGCUGCCCCUCUGUGCGGUAUGAGGCUAGAUCCACCAGGAGGAAGUGGGGCUUGUGUGGGCCGACACUCCAAAGGCAGCUGUUCAGCUGUCUGUGUUUCACAGCUGCCCAGCGUCCGCACUCGGCCUUCCAGAGUCUUCAGGAGCUGCACUGCACCCACAUCCCCUCGUCACUCCGCCGCCCGCCCUCCAUCCUUGUGGAAGAGCAGUCUGGACUUGGUGAACGUGGAGGGCUCUGUGUAUUUCUGAAACCGGCCUUCGGGGGGUGGCUGUCAACAAGGUCCCGGGGACUGGCAAGGGAACCGUUUUCCACCUUCUGGCCGGCCAUGUGUAACAGCUACGUAAAAGUUUUUAGGACGUCAGGUCCACGUUCCUGUAGCAGCUCCAGGUGGUUCUUUUGCACCAUUUGACUUGGAAACCCAGCGUUAGCGAAGUCCCUGCUGGGCUGCCGGAUGGGCGGGCCUGGCCUUUCCCAGGGCUCCAGCCCUGGUUCCGGCCUCCUGCCCGGGCCUUUGACACCAUCCCUGUCACGCCAGACAUCACACAGUGUGCCGGGCUGGCCCAGGGCUCUGCAUUGAUAGGCCAAGCGUGCUUUCUGGACAGUUUGAUGUAAGGAGGCUGUAAAGUGCCACUUGAUAA